UUGGAUGCUUUCAAUUAUCUGGAGGGGUCUCCACUCCCUCUGGGUUCGAAUUCACAACAGCGGCACACUGUGCACCACUGUCCUCUUCCCAAGCCGCCCCAGCCAUCGGCUCCCUCACUUCCCCCUCAGCAUCUGCCCUACCUUACCGACCGACCCUCUCCCAACGCACCCUCAGUGGACGGCCAUGAGUCACCGGUCGAUCCAGCCACCUUUCCGCUGGAAGCUGGGGAUAACUCAAAUAUCUCAAUGGGUAGAAAACGAUUGUGGAGUUCAAUGAAACAGUUGGGACAUAUCCAACACUUGAAAGAAGCAGAGGAUGAACAGGAAUCUGCCCCCAGUGCAUCGAAGAAGAGUUUUAGCAUCACCAACCUCCUCUGA
This is a messenger RNA of Hydatigera taeniaeformis, 378 nucleotides long. The record is from the annotation of a GenBank genome assembly. Lineage: Eukaryota; Metazoa; Platyhelminthes; Cestoda; Cyclophyllidea; Taeniidae.